This is a messenger RNA of Striga asiatica, 2336 nucleotides long. The record is from the annotation of a GenBank genome assembly. NCBI's taxonomy places the organism in Eukaryota, Viridiplantae, Streptophyta, Magnoliopsida, Lamiales, Orobanchaceae.
GAAAUAUUACAGAUAAUCAUCCAUGGCUCAAUUGUCAUUUUCCUUGGGCUGUGCAACCAUUUACCACCACAUGUGAAUAACUCCAAAAUUGGACACUAAAACAAAACAAUUUUGUUGCUUGUUGGAAAGCUCACAUGUGGACUGAACAUUAGCUAUACGAAAGCUUCUUAUUAUUGUUUGUUAUUUAGCUUCAUCAAUCAUUCAAGUUUUUUCUGGCCAACUUUUGGAGUUUGUUUUCGGCUCUGUUUUUCUCAUUCAGUUCCCCUUGUCUAGCAAUGGUUUUGGUCGAUAACCAUGGUGCCAAAAAUGAGGGGAAACUGGUCGAUUUUCGAGGAAAUCCGGUCGACAAAUCAAAAACCGGUGGCUGGCUGGCUGCAGGGCUUAUCUUAGGAACCGAGCUUUCGGAAAGGAUUUGCGUUAUCGGCAUAUCCAUGAACAUGGUCACGUAUUUGGUCGGUGAUUUGCACCUUUCGUCCGCUAAAUCGGCAAACAUCGUCACAAACUUCAUGGGGACUCUCAACCUUCUCGGCCUCCUUGGCGGCUUUGUGGCCGACGCUAAACUAGGCCGUUAUUCGACCGUCGCAAUUUCUGCCUCCAUUGCAGCUUUGGGAGUGACUCUUUUAACCCUGGCCACAACAAUCCCGGGCAUGCGUCCUCCCGCCUGCCACGCCCCGCGCAGAACCAUGUGCAUCGAGGCCAACGGCCGCCAGCUGGCAAUGCUCUACACGGCCCUCUACACGAUCGCGGUCGGCGGCGGCGGAAUAAAGUCGAACGUGUCGGGAUUUGGGUCGGACCAGUUCGACACGUCCGACCCGAAGGAGGAGCGUGCCAUGAAUUACUUCUUCAACCGCUUCUACUUCUGCAUCAGCCUCGGCUCGCUUUUCGCGGUGACCGUGCUCGUGUACAUUCAAGAUAAUGUCGGGAGAGGGUACGGUUACGGAAUAUCAGCCGGGACAAUGAUCUUGGCCGUUGGGGUUCUGCUUUGCGGGACGAGCGUGUACCGGUUCAGGAAGCCCGAGGGAAGCCCGUUGACCGUGGUUUGGAGGGUCGUCUGGGCCGCGUGGAGGAGGAGAAGCCUCGUUUUUCCUCCCGAGGACACGAUGCUCAACGAGUAUUACUCCGCGAAGCUUCCUCACACGGCAAAACUCAGGUGCCUAGACAAGGCGGCCAUACUCGACGAGCACAAGACUGUGUCAGGAGGCGCGUGCACGGUGACUCAAGUGGAGGAGGUGAAAAUGGUGGCAAUGCUACUCCCUAUUUGGUGGACUUGCAUCCUCUUCUGGACCGUCUACUCGCAGAUGAACACGUUUACAAUCGAGCAAGCAACAUUCAUGGACCGACGACUCGGAUCAUUUCCGGUCCCGGCCGGCUCAUUCUCAUUCUUCCUCAUCUCCACAAUUCUCCUCUUCACCUCUCUCAACGAACGGGCCAUCGUCCCACUGGCCCGUCGGGUCACGGGCCGGGCCCAGGGCCUCACCUGCCUCCAACGGGUCGGGAUCGGGCUCGCGUUUUCCGUGGCCGGAAUGGGGGCGGCGGCCCUCGUGGAGCGGCGGCGGAGGAGCUUUUUGGUGGAGGGGAAUGUGAGGAUUACGGCGUUUUGGCUUGUGCCGCAGUUUUUCCUUGUGGGGGCGGGUGAGGCGUUUGCGUACGUGGGACAGCUGGAGUUCUUCAUAAGGGAGGCGCCGGAGAGGAUGAAGUCGAUGAGCACGGGACUUUUUCUGAGCACGCUGUCCAUGGGGUAUUUCGUGAGCAGUUUGCUUGUGUCGUUGGUGGAUCGGGUGACGGGCGGGUCGUGGCUGAGGAGCGACUUGAAUAAGGGAAGGUUGGAGAAUUUUUACUUGCUGCUGGUGGUUUUGGGGGUGGUGAAUUUCGGGCUGUUUGUGUGGUUCGCGGUUAGGCAUCAGUACAAGGUGCAGAACUACGUGUCGCCGGAAAGAGAUGAGGAGGUUAAGGGGAUGGAAGUAGCUGCUGUUGCUGCAACAGAAGAGCCUUAGAAGGGGGGAUUUUUUAUUUUUUUUUUUUGGGUUUAAGUUUUAUGUUUUUGCUACACCAUUGACAAAGACUUUGUUAUUUGGUUAAAUUUCUUUUGUUUUGUAAGCUUGAAAUUGAUAUUUGAUGAACAACAAAUUGAAGCUUGGGCAAUGCACAGACUUUGUAGCCUUUGUUACAGAAAUUGUUUGGUCAGAUAAUGAAAUUUUGUACAGAAGUGUGCUUUAUGUGUAAUAGUUGAGUAGAAUUGAGAGUUUUUAUGUGCAGAUGUGUACUUUCAACUUUGGCUAGUGUUAGGCAUUAAUCAAGAAUGGACUCUCUCUCUCUGCACAAAACAUUUUUUAUUU